Molecule: messenger RNA, 134 nt
Organism: Funneliformis mosseae
Lineage: Eukaryota; Fungi; Glomeromycota; Glomeromycetes; Glomerales; Glomeraceae
Source: the annotation of a GenBank genome assembly
AUGCAAAAAAAUUAUGAAAUUUCAAAUGCAAAAAAGAAGAAAAACUUAAAAGACAAUAAUAAUAUCUCUAACACAAAUUUAUUAGAAGUAGUAUCAACUUUAAGAAAUCUAGCUUAUAAAUUAUACUGGAAUAA